Thermochaetoides thermophila DSM 1495 is the source of this 3096-nucleotide messenger RNA. RefSeq lists its product as uncharacterized. Lineage: Eukaryota; Fungi; Ascomycota; Sordariomycetes; Sordariales; Chaetomiaceae. Gene Ontology annotation, molecular function: DNA binding. Gene Ontology annotation, cellular component: nucleus. The record is from RefSeq and is a predicted model, not a curated record. The coding region runs from base 1 to 3096 and encodes 1031 amino acids. The transcript has a single exon.
AUGCCAUCCUCUAGGGAACGCGAAGGUGUUGUUGUCGACCCGGUGGUCGUCGAGGACCGUAUCCGGGAUAGAGAUCGUGACCGAGAUCGCGACCGUGAGAGGGAUAGGGACAAGGAGAGAGAGAGGGAGAGGGAGAAGAGACAUCGUGAGAGAAAGAGCGAGAGGAAGGAUCGUGACCGCGAAAGAGAUGGUGAGAGAGAUAGAGAAAGGGAUAAGGACAGGGACAGAGAGAGAGACAGAGAGAGAGAUCGAGAGAGGCAUAAGGAUCGCGAUCGUGAGAGGGAUAGGGAUCGUGACAGGGACAGGGACAGGGACAGGGGCAGGGGCAGGGACAAAGAGAAACGAGACCGCGACAAAGAUCGAGAUCGAGAUCGCGACGACCGCUCCCGCUCCCGCUCCCGCAACCAUGAAAGAGACAGAGACCGAGACUCCUGCUCGAUCCACCGCCAUCACUCCCAUCGCUCCUCCAAAUCCUCAUCCAAGCUCCGCCCAACCGACAGCGAAGGUCGUUCCCCCUCCGGAACCUCCCGCCGCCACCGACACAAAGAUUCCCUCGAACGCUCCGACACAGACUCCCCUUCCACGGCUUCCAAAUCCCUAACCGACCUCGUCCCCGAGCUCGCGCGCUCCGAGCGUGCUGGUACCCCGAACGUGCCGUAUCCAAGCUUCAGUAAGAACCAUAGCAAAGAAUAUCUCUAUAGCCUGGGAGACAAUGUUCUUAUUGGUGUUGGCAGCACGCCAAACAAUAGGAGGACGGAUCCUCUUACACCGGAUACCACUGAUCUUGGAGGGGGCAGCGAUAUGCGCCGGUCGAAAUCGGUUGGGUGUCAUCCCGCCGCGAGGAGGGUCUCGCCGAUGAGGCAGGAAUUGAGGGGGGAGAGUAGGCCGCCGAGUCCACCGGAUACGGAUGAUUUUUUGGGGCAGCAGCAGCAGCAGCAGCAGAAUGGAGAGGAGAAUUCUGUUUCGCCGACAGGAGGUGUGGAGGGGCAGGAGCAAAGACCGGCUUCGGCAGCGAGCUCGUGGAUUUCAAGAGGGUUGUCGAAGCAUGAGGCAAGGGGAGCAUCGUCAAAGGUGUCAAGGAGUUCGAGUCAGGCGACGUUUGUGUUGAGGCCUGCGCCUUUGGGGAGGGGAUUGAAGGAUGGAGAAGAGGGGAAGCCAGUCAGAUCGGACAUUACGGACACGAGUACCAUCGAGGCACGGUCAACUGCCACUGCUACGAGGAGAAGUCCGUCUACUACGAGGAGACCAUCGGCCGAGAUGGAGGGGGUUGCUGCAGAUGAGAGUGCGCUGGAGCAUUCGACAGUGUCGUCGACCCAGCCCGUGUCACCCCCUCCCCCGCCGGGAGGGUCGGUUCUUCCUGGGGAAAUGGAUCACUACAACACAUCGGAUGUGCACUAUGCGCCUUCUGAUGUGCCAACUGCUUCGGCGGCAUCCACGUUCACGCCGGCGCCUGCCCCGCCCCCUCCGCCACCGCCGCCCCCGCCGCCGUCGUGGAAUCCGCAGGAUCUCCCGAGGGUAGAUUACCUACUGCAGAAUGGAGGCCUACCGCAGCCGGUUCCGAGACAAUUCCUGGCUGUGUUGCCAAGGCCAAACGGUACUCGACCGACGAUCCCUCCGCUGCAAGGAGCUGAGAUACUGUUUGCCCCUUUCUUCGAUCUACUUAACAAGUACCAGACUGUGCUGCAGUGUCAUGGAUCGAUUGCGGUCGCGACGGGGCACAAGAGCAUUGCGAGGAGGUUGCUGGAGAGAUUGGAGAAUGUGUUUUCGAGGGAUCUGCCGGCGGAAGGAUGCCCGUGCAUUCUGUGCGAGCACUCUGGCGAGCCGCAUCGGGGGUUGACGUGGGGAGAGGUUCUCGAGCAGGUGAGCGGGAGGGUUGAGCUCCCUCCUUGGCCGCCGUUCGAUUUCAGCGUUCUCGGGUCCAAGGCGGUCGAGGAACUUGCUGACGCUCCGCCGCGGCCGUCGUCGCCUAUCAAGAUGGACCCCGAUAUCGCGGAGGAGUUUAGAGAGCAUUACAUCCGGCAGACGAAGCGCGUCCGCGCCGCCGUCGACAAGUGGAUGAGCAACUGCGAGAAGACGGUCGCGCCACCGCCGUCGGAAGUGGAUGAUGAGACGCUCGCGUUUGCGAUUCUGACCAAUCUCGACCAGGAAGACCGACCGUAUUUUAAUGCGCUGCUCUCGGGGUCUAAGGAGCUCCAGUCUCCUGUGCGCGCGCCGACGCCAGUGAGAAAAGCCCGGAAUGAGUUUAUUGUUAGGACGGGGUUGGCUUUGCAGAGGCUAUAUCGACUGCCGGUUCCGCCGCGGGAUGCUGAGACGGCGGUGUAUCUUGUUAAAAAUGCUGGCGUGCAUGAUCUGCUGUAUACCAUCUCGGAUAUCUCCAUUUCGGAAUGGGAGAUCCUCACCUCAGGCCGGUUCGACGGGUUCUUGUGGUCAGGCGCAGAAGACGAUGGUAUUAACCUUGGCGAGUCAGCUAUCUCCCGGAUGGCGACGCCAGCAAGCGGGAUGCACCCGGGCACGAGGCUCAUGAGUCCCGGGGCCGGACGUCCCCCUCUCUCAAGAACAACCACGCCGGCGUUUGGCCCACCGCCGGGGAUGUUCUCACGUGGCACCACCCCCGCAAGUUUCAUCUCCAACGCGUCGUCGACCUACCCGUCCAGAGCAGCAGUCACCAACGACGAAGAAGCCGAGGUCGCCGCCCUCGCCGAAGUCGAGCGCGAGAUCUUCAACGGCAUGGAAGCGCUCGAAGACGCCUUCGAGAAGCUCCACGAAAAAGCCAUGGUCGUGCGAGACCUGUUGCGUCGUCGGGGCGCCGCGCUGCAAAUGAGCUUACAACAACGCCGUGGCAGGCCCGCGGGCAUCGAUGUCCUCCCGCUGUCGGGCAGCUCGGGGAUCUAUGACCGCCCGUCGUGGGGGGAUGAUUCUGAUAGUGUCGGCGGCGGACCGGCGGAUAGUGAAUGGGGCUGGGACGAUGGGAUUAGUGAGCUCGCGCCGGACGAUUCGGCCAGUCAGGUGAGUAGUAAUCGGUUUAGGAGGCCGAAGAGACGGCGGGAGAGGGCAACGCCUGCGCCGAUUGAGGAGGAGGAUGAGAUGGUGGGAUGA